This is a messenger RNA of Cuscuta campestris, 2764 nucleotides long. The record is from the annotation of a GenBank genome assembly. NCBI's taxonomy places the organism in Eukaryota, Viridiplantae, Streptophyta, Magnoliopsida, Solanales, Convolvulaceae.
GAUGAGGUUCUAGUGAUAUCCACUCUGGGUGAUAUUAGUGGUGUCACUGUCAUUUUAGAGCACUUUUGGUAUCCAGUUUGUAAAAUUGAUGGUUUAUACUCUCUUAAAAACCCACAAAAUACGAGUAUUAUAUUUUUAAAUAGUGUGAAAAAUUAAAUAAAAACUUAAAAAAAGCGGGGAGAGAGAUAUAAUUUUCACUUUGGGAGUACAAUCAUAGUAGUACUUUCACGGGACGCUUGCUACCGGCUACUCGCGCUUCCGGUAAAAGAUUCAAAUUAAAGCCUUUCUCUCUCUCGCUCUGUGUGUCAGUCCACACUGUUCCCACUGUCACUCAGCAUCAGUCAAGCACUUGAAAUUACUUCCAUCUCUGGCUGCCAAAACCAGAGCACCCUAUGCACUGCAGCAAUCUUCCCCAGGUAACAAAUAAACCCCCCAAACUUCCCAUUUUCAAACCCAUUGUCCACUUUCUCGAGAAAAGGCCAUCCAUGGAUUCCCUCUCCAAAAGCUUCUUUCUGUUCUUCUUCUUCUUGCUUAUGUCAGCACUUCUCCUCACAUACCCAUCCCCUUGUCUCUCCCAACCCACAACUGGGAUCUCUCUCCUGAUGGCCAUCAAAGCUUCUCUAGAUCCACAGAACCUCAUCCUCAGUUCUUGGUCACCCAAUGCCACUGACCCAUGCAAAGACUCCACCUUUGAGGGCAUUGCUUGCAAUGGGCUUGGCCAAGUGGUCAACAUCUCCCUGCAGGGAAAAGGGCUUUAUGGUAAAAUACCACCUGAGAUUGGGCAUAUCAAGACUUUGUCUGGUCUGUACCUCCACUUCAACCAUCUUCAUGGGAGUGUGCCUAGGGAGAUUGCUAAUUUGACUCAGCUCUCUGAUUUGUACCUCAGUUUCAAUCACCUCUCUGGUUCCAUUCCUUCUGAGAUCGGUAACAUGUCCAGUCUUCAAGUUUUGCAACUCUGUUACAACAAGUUAAGUGGGAACAUACCAACUCAGCUUGGAUCUCUCAAGAAUCUCACAGUUCUUGCCCUGCAAUCUAACAGCUUGACUGGAGCAAUUCCUGCAAGCUUGGGAGACUUGACACUGUUAAGAAGGCUGGACUUGAGCUUUAAUUACCUCUUUGGUUCAAUCCCAACUAAACUUGCCAAUGCUCCAAUGCUUGAAGUUCUUGAUGUUAGAAAUAAUACCCUUUCUGGCAAUAUCCCUCUAGACCUAAAGAGACUGAAUGAAGGAUUCCAGUACACAAACAACUUGGGUUUAUGUGGAAUAGGUUUUUCAUCCUUAAAGCCAUGCUCCUAUUCUGCAUUCAAUUCCAACAAGCCUGAACCUGUUGGCCCAGGUUCUUAUGACCUUCCAACCAAAGUCAUCCCAGAAUCAGCCAAUGUCCAACCACACGCUUCGGGCGCACCAAGAAAUGCCCGAUCUGCCACUGUAGCUGGCGUAGCUGGAUUAACUGCCACAUUGCUGGCAUUCGGACUCUUCACCUAUCUAAGACACCGUCGCCAGAAGCAGAGAAUUGGAAGCACUGCAGAAACUACUGAAAGUCGACUCAGUACUGAUCGCCAACCCAAGGAAUUCUCAAGAAUAACUGCAUCUCCUCUUAUAAACGUGGAGUACUCAAAUGGAUGGGACCCUCUUGGGAAGGGGCAAAAUGGGAAUGGGUUUUUUAGUGAGGAAGUUCUUGAGAGCUUCAUGUUCAAUUUGGAUGAAGUGGAGUCUGCUACACAGCACUUCUCGGAGACGAAUCUGUUGGGAAAGAGCAGUUUCACUGCCAUUUACAAAGGGUCUCUGAGAGAUGGUUCUGCUGUUGCUGUCAAGUGCAUUUCCAGGAGUAGUUGUAAGUCAGACGAAGCCAAGUUUCGGAAAGGGUUGAAGCUGUUGAUCUCUCUGAAGCAUGAAAACCUAUUGAGGUUGAGAGGGUUCUGCUGUUCCAAGGACAGGGGAGAGUGCUUCCUGAUCUACAACUUUGUCUCCAAUGGAUGCUUGUUGCAGUACCUUGAUGUGAAGAACAGUGAAGGGAAACAUCUGGACUGGCCCACCAGAGUCUCCAUAAUCAAAGGCAUUGCAAGAGGUAUUGAAUACUUGCAUGGAAACAAGGGAAGGAAAGCAAGUCUUGUUCACAGAAACAUAUCAGCCGAAAAGGUACUUGUCGACGAUCUUUACAACCCACUCCUCUCUGACUCGGGUCUGCACAAACUCCUAGCAGAAGACACCGUCUUCUCAACCCUAAAGGGAAGUGCAGCAAUGGGGUGUCUAGCACCAGAGUACACAACUACUGGCCGCUUCACAGAGAAGAGCGACAUAUAUGCAUUUGGUGUGAUCAUAUUUCAGAUCCUCUCCGGGAAACUCAUGGUCACCCAUUCUAAUCAUCAAGGAGCAGAAUUGUGCAAAUACGAAGCUUUUGUGGAUCCGAAACUGGGAAGAGACUUCGCAGAGCCUGAGGCUGCUAUAUUAGGAAAGAUGGCUCUACUAUGCACACAUGAAUCUCCUAGCCAGAGACCCACCAUUGAAAUGCUGAUUCAAGAACUGGAUGGUAUUUGUUAGAGUAUAAAUUCUUUCAUGGGCACACAAUCUCAAACUUGAGUUUGUGGGUGUGUUGGUUGCCAUUGUAUUUGACAAUGUUGUAGGGUCUUGAUGUCAAUGUAGUUUCCUUGUACUUUUGUUGUAGAAGCCCAUGGCUUGAAACAUGUUAAUGUAGUGUAGGGUUGAGACUAGCUUGGGGUGAAAUGCAAUUCUUGUUGCUUUUAAAAUAAAGAACUGCAAAGUUU